Molecule: messenger RNA, 1521 nt
Organism: Thyridium curvatum
Lineage: Eukaryota; Fungi; Ascomycota; Sordariomycetes; Thyridiales; Thyridiaceae
Exons: 1
Coding region: 1-1521 (506 amino acids)
Biological process (GO): regulation of DNA-templated transcription
Cellular component (GO): nucleus
Molecular function (GO): zinc ion binding; DNA-binding transcription factor activity, RNA polymerase II-specific; transcription cis-regulatory region binding
Source: RefSeq, a predicted model, not a curated record
AUGCCACGUUCAGACUCUUCUAGCUGCUUCUCGGGAUUCAAGUCAGGGUACGGUAUGGUAAAGCCGCCGAGAAGAGAACGACCCCAGCAGCUAGCGUGCGACAGAUGCCGAGGCCAAAAGCUACGGUGCAUACGAACGCAAAAUCCCAAUGAUCCGUGCGAGAGGUGUCAGAAGGCCGGUGCAACAUGCAUCAUCGAUUCAUCUGUGCGCAUGGGCAGGCCCAGACGUACAGACAAAGAGCAGCGAGAGAGCACAGGCAACUCGCACAACCCUCCCCAACAUACCAACAUACGCUCGCCAGCUUUGCCCACUACUUCAUCCCAACCGGCCUCCUCGAGAGGUUUCACCCCGAAUGGCGACACUUGGUCAGGGCAUGACCUCGAUGACGCGGUUGACCCGCUGUUAAGAGGUGUCACGGUUCAGUACUUGGAGGCAUUUGAUUUUGCUCUUUCUGGCGAGGGCACACUCGAGGAUCAGAACUCGUUGGAUAUACCACCAGACCACUAUCUCAAUUCGGCCCUGGAUCUAUCCUUGGACCCGCCCAUCUCAGCACUCACUAGAGAUGAAGGUGCCGCGAUCGAAUCGGCCACAACGGCCAAUGGUCCGGGCCGUCACCGGCCCAUGCGCCAAGAAACGAUGCAGGAGCUGUCAGACCUGAACAUGCAAGUGUACCAACAGUUGGGCAUUGUGGGCCCAAUGGCAAGCAAGUACACGAACAUCCACCCGGGCCUGGGCUUGACUGCCUUGGCUACGCCACCGGACGGGAGCCAUACACUCUCCGAUGCCGUAGUAUUCAUGAUGCACGGCCUGCAGACAUACCACAGGCUGCUGGUCGAGAUCCUCGGGUCUGGUCCGGGGCCGAACCACUCCGCCAUAUACGAUGCACACGAGCAUCCGAAGCCUAGUACCGUCAGUGCCAGCCUACUACUGAGCCCGGCCGAAGGGAUAGACGCCGAGGAUUCGACGGACCGUCGCCGCAUGUCCGAGGCAACAGGCCAGCCGCCGCGGAAAAAGAUCCGAUCAAGCAGCAACGGUACCGAGCUCACUGUGCUGCACGACUCGGACUCAUCCCACAGUGCUCUGCUUGACAUGCCCUCGAGCCUCCUGGUGCUUUCCUGUCACACCAACCUGAUGCACCUCUCUCGGGAUGCCUUUGCCGCCAUCCGAGCCGCAUUGCUCGCCACACAUCGCCAGAUCACUCUGUUCACAAUCUCGCUUCUCCACAUCGACGAGGUAUCGAUUCCUCCAGAUCCAGAUUUGCAGAUCAUCGUUCUCACACAGGCUGUACUACGGCUGAUAGAUAGAAUCGGACGCUUGCUGGGCUGUCAGGAUGACUGCGAGGUCGAUUCUGGCGGCGAGAGAUAUGAGGCCAAGCCUUGCAGUAUUGUAAUCGCGCCUCAGCUCGUUGAUCUCGUGUUGAAAGGAGAAGCAGGUGGUGAGGGCCUGACAGGUAGAGUAGGAAUUGAAGCACUGAGGGAAGAGAUUCGCAGGCUUCAUGAGAUUGUUUAUCAGCCAGCCUAA